Messenger RNA from Penicillium macrosclerotiorum, 879 nucleotides. Its product is annotated as intradiol ring-cleavage dioxygenase. The transcript is spliced from 4 exons. The record is from RefSeq and is a predicted model, not a curated record. Gene Ontology annotation, molecular function: ferric iron binding; catechol 1,2-dioxygenase activity. NCBI's taxonomy places the organism in Eukaryota, Fungi, Ascomycota, Eurotiomycetes, Eurotiales, Aspergillaceae. The coding region runs from base 1 to 879 and encodes 292 amino acids. Gene Ontology annotation, biological process: catechol-containing compound metabolic process.
AUGGCUACCCACAGGUUUGAUCCGAACUUCACCGACAAUGUCAUUAAUGCGAUGGGUCCCAAAACCUCGCCCCGGUUGCGACAGCUGAUGACAGGUCUGAUUCGCCAUGUGCACGACUUUGCGCGCGAGAAUGAACUCACCGUGGAUGAGUGGAUGGCCGGUGUGAAAAUGCUCAAUUGGGCCGGGCAGAUGAGCGAUGAUAAGCGGAACGAGGGCCAGCUGGUGUGCGAUGUAAUCGGGUUGGAGUCCCUUGUCGACGAAAUCACUUUCACUCUCGCCGACGAGGCAAAGGAUGCGCCCACCGCCACGGCCAUCCUGGGCCCGUUCUUCCGUGCCGAUACCCCGUACCGCGAGAACGGCGCCGAUAUCGUCGUGACCAAGCCCAAGGACGGUGAGAUGGCCUUCAUGCAUGGCCAGGUUGUCGACUUUACCACGAAGAAGCCGCUGGUCGGCGCGACGGUCGAGGUCUGGCAGGCAUCGACCAAUGGUCUGUAUGAGCAGCAAGAUCCGGAUCAAGUUGAAUUCAACCUGCGCGGCAAGUUCAAGACCGAUGCCGACGGCCGGUACUACUUCUAUUGCUUGCGACCGACUCCCUAUCCGGUGCCUAAUGAUGGCCCCGCGGGCAAGCUGCUUGAUCUCAUGGACCGUCACCCCUUCCGCCCGGCGCACAUUCACAUCAUCGCUACCUACGAUGGCUAUCGCCCUCUGACUACCCAGAUCUUCGACCGUAAGGAUCAGUAUCUCACUAACGACUCCGUGUUUGCCGUCAAGGACUCGUUGGUUGUGGACUUUAUUGAGCGCAAGAAUGACCCUCAAGCUGGUCUUGAGUUGGAAUAUGACGUCAAGCUGGUGGCCUGCGACGCAACCAAGACCACGUAA